AUGGGGAAGAUCACCAAGCCCAUGCAACCAAAGCACAAGGAUACCUUGUCCCCUUGGCUAAAGAGUUAUGUCGAGACCGCCUCGACGACUCCUCUACCCCUCUUACCACAACAGCUCGCCAGCUUCCCAUCCCGAUGGCCCUUCGGACGAGGCGACCUAUACCACUGGAUACCCCUCCUGAACCGCUUCGAUAGCUUCCUCGAGUACUUCUGCGCAACAUACAAGCUGAACGAAGGCCCCCAACCUCGCGAGUUUGGAUGCGAUGUGCUUCUCAACGAGGACAAGGAAUCAGCCUUUAGCAAUGAGAGGCAAUGGUCGAUGAAGGAGUUGACAGAGCUGGGUUUCCCUGCUGAUGGAGACCGACAGCUUCUCGAGGUGAUCCUCAGAUUCACUCGUAUGCUGUUGGAACACUGUGGCAACCGGAGCAUCUAUGCCAGCAGUGCUCAUCUGAAUGAUCUUCUCCAGAGCACAUCUCUGACGGUCCUCAUCGCAACACUCGAGGUUGGUUCAGAGCUUGCCCAGCGGUACCAAGCUUCUGUCAAGCGUAUAGGGAAUGCUUCUAGACAGAUCAGCACCGCGUUGCUCGCGAAUCACUACAACAUCGACCUCGAGCGCGUCCAGCAGCUUGCUCAGCCUUUUGUCAAGACACCGAUCAUCAGCCUCUCGGAUCCGGUCUCCACCCACACGCCUGGAUCUGCCAAGGGAAAAGAACGUCAGCAAGGAAGCAGCUCCAAGGCAGUGACCUCGAUGCAUGCUAACGAUCUGGUUGCGCUUGCUUCGUCGGACGAUAAACGUUGGACCGGCUGGGGUGAUGUCAAGGUGUCCUAUUACCCUCAAAAUCCGCACCAGGAGGUACCCGGUGCUGGCGACACCGGUCGUGCAUCGAUGCCGUCCACCCCUACGCCGCUUCGACGCAGCUCUACCAUGACGUCCCAACAUCAGACUCCCAGGAGCCGGAACCACCCCGGGGAAGAUUCGUCUCCUCUUGGACCCCGUACACCUGGCAUAGCAGACGAGCCUGCUGCCUCCGGACCCAAGACCUUUGAGUUGCCUCAGUCUGUCGUUGCCUCGACUCCGGUGUACGAACUGGUAUCGCGAUGUCCUGACGACCUCCCACCUGCCUCGAAGUAUGAGGCUUUCCACAGAGUUAGGGCGUCCAAAGCCCUGCUGGGAUCUCGCGAGUCAAGACAGCAGCUACUCGCCGUGCGCCUCCUCGCGAUUACCAACCUUGCCUACAUCCAUACCGAGUCGAACUUCAUUGAAAAGGUCCUCCGCCAGGAUGUCGACGAGACUCGCAGGUUUCAGCUCGUCUACCAACUUGCUGAGCUUAUCCACCCGACAGCACAUGGCAACAUUGAUGUCCCCCUGUGGCUCCAGGCCGUGGCCCUUGCUCUUCUCGAGGCUGUCUCUAACUUCCACGCCAGAUGUCAAGAUGUCCUAUCCGCUCUUAACGCCAAUGUGAACCAUGGAAUUCUGCUCUAUGUCAUCCGAAAGGCCGUUGCGGGAAUGAAGGAUGAGGAUGACAGCGACAAAGGCAACCAAGUCACGGAGAUGGACGAGUGGAGGAACAACUUGUUCUCUCUUACCCUUCAUCUUUGCAUGGCUACUCGCGUUGGUAGUGAAAUGGUUUCCGCUGGUCUGAUGGAGAUCCUAGUCGAGAUCCUGGAUAUCCGGUCAGGCGUUGCCCAGAGAAACCACUCCAUGGUUCUUGCGUUUUUAGAUGGUUUGAUUUGGACAUACCAGAAUGCCUUCACAGCCUUCUUCAACGCCAAAGGCUUGGACGCCGUUGCUCAGCUGGUUGUGGAUACCGUCAAGGAGGCCCAGACCCUACACAAGUCGGGCAAAGGGAUCACGAAAGGUCAACAGUCUGGUGCUGUCGACUAUGAAAUUCCCUACUAUCAGCAGCAGACCCUCAAAUGGCUGCUCAAGUUUGUCCACCACAUCAUGUCUAACUCGUACAGCUACAGUGGGAACACGGACCGCCUUCUCCGUAAUCUUGCCGACAAGUCUGACCUUCUGAGGAGCUUGCGAGACAUCAUGGAAGACAAGAAGAGCUUUGGUUCCAUUGUUUGGACGAAUUCCGUUACUAUUCUUAGCGACUUCAUCAACAACGACCCCACAAGCUUCGCAGCCAUCUCCGAGUCUGGCAUGAUCAAGACCUACCUGGAGGCCAUCACCGGCCGACCGCUUCCUAGUGAUGCUUUGGAAGAGCAGAAGUCAGGCGACAAAGAAGAUGAUGGCCCUGAUUCUCCUGAUAGCACCGUCUCCUUGAUUGUUGAAAGGGACUCGAGACAGCACCCCCCUGCCGAGGCAUCGAUUCGACAGCUAUCUCGUGAAUCGCUGGCUUCCGGCAUCCUUCCCUCGACCGAUGCCAUCACUGUCGUACCCCAAGUCUUGAACUCCAUUUCUCUGAACAAUGCCGGCAUGAAGAUGGUGGUGGCGUCGCGAGCUUUUGACAGUUUCCUGGAGAUUUUUGAGAGUCCUGCCCAUGUUAGAUGCAUGGAGGUUGACGCAGACCUCGCCAACAGUGUUGGUGCCAGCUUCGAUGAGCUUGCUCGCCACCACCCGCCUUUGCGAAGGGCCAUUUCCAACGCUGUCAUUGACAUGGUUGCACGAGUACGCUUCCUUGGAAUCGAAAAAGCGAAAACUGCUGGCUGGGGAGCGCGGAUGUUGCUGGUUGAUUCUGACGGCAAGACGGUUUCUGUCGAUGAGGAAGCCAAUCUCAUGCCCUCGGGUACAUCUGCAGAUAAGAGCACAGGUCAUGGCACUUCUGGAGACGCAGAUGUUGACAUGGCUGACGGCGUGCCUUCAAGUGACUCAGCUUCCGAGAGUCGCGGGGGCAGCGGACCAGAUUCGCCUUCGCAUUCGAUCACGCCCUACAUCUUCGCCCUCGGUUCCUUUUUGAGCUCGUACAUGUCUAACUCGGUCCUGAAGUCACACUUUGUUGAAGAUGGAGGCCUGGAGUUGCUGCUUGACAUCUGCGAAUCCCCUAGUCUUCCCACCAGCUUCGGUGACUCCCUUGCUUGUAGGAUAUUCAGCCAGGUGGUCUCACAGAUGGUGGAAUUCUCCGCGAUUCGAGGCCUUCCCUCACUUUUGCAACGCGCGCAAUCGACCAUCAACACUCUCCAGCCUCUUUCAGCAAAGACGGAUGCGCUGCCUCCCUACUUUGCGCCCUUCCUCACGCCCGAUUUGAAGGCCACGCCCGACGAUGAGGGAGCUUCAGAGGUGAUCAAGAAUGGCACCAAGAUGAUCAAGGCACUCCUAAAUGCGCAGACAUAUAUCAAGAUCAUCUCGGAGUCUUUUCAAACAACCAGAUCCAAUGCCCUGCAGUUCUAUCCGGUCAAUGUCUACGACUACUAUCUCAAUCUAGUCCAGUCGAUUGGCCCUCUCUUGCGCGGUGUACUGGCAGAAGAGGCCGGCGAGCUCAACGUUGUGCCCCAGAACUGGUCGUUUAGGCGACACGCAUCAGGUUCGGACGGAUCAUCUGGUGGAAACAACCCUGAGCCGGAGGCCGACGACAACACAUCAUUGCCCGACAUGCUGAGCACAACCCGCCAGUUCCAGUCGAAGAAGGGACCGGGUGACGUGAGCCUGGGGCGCCCAACGGAAGAAGAGCAAGCCAGCCCCCGUUUCCAGAACUACGAGACGCUCCGGCUUCUGCUGCAUCCCAUGAUCCCAACAACGUUUCCCCUCUUCCAGACGCUCGGAAAGGCUUUGAUUCCUAGACGUGAGAGAGAGCCUCGUGAUCCGUACCUGAGACCUCGCCAUCUGGAGAUCGCCCGCGCCCUUGCGGAUACUGUUUUGGGUCAACUGCGAUCAUCUGUCGCAACUCCUCAGCCUACAUCGAAGGAUUUCCAUUUCUGGAUCAUCAUGCUGCACACGAUUACUGAGAUGUUGAUCGAUCAUUCUUCUAAUCGUCCUCACGAUCGGUCAGGCGCCCAAAUCAUCAUGCCUGUCCUCCUUGCCUUCAAAGAGGAGGGCGGUAUGGACGUCUUGAACUCGAUGUUGAAGGUGUUUGCCCAAGCUAUUCGCCAGCGUACAGAGACACCCCCCGACGAAUCUUCCAAGGCCAAGGUCGCUGCCUUUGGGUUGAAGAAGAUCUUGGACUUGUAUUUGACCUUGGUUGAUGACAAGUACCUAUCUGAGAGCAGCACCCACUUUGCUCUUCAGCCGCGCACCGGGGAUAGAUCGCAGAACACACCUCACCUGGACCAGCAGCUCGUGGUGGAGUUCCGAGCUGCCAUUCUUCCCGAGAUCACGGAUCUGUGGGAUUCUAAUUUUGCAGAAAAGGUCCCUCACCAAACUGUGUCACGGCUGCUUGAUAUUCUCAAGAUAAUCUCUGCAGCUGAAAAUGAGGUCCAGUCAACCACAAGGGACAAGCCACCCUUCCAGCUCUUCAAGUAUACCGAUGUCCGCUUCGACUGGCCUGGACGUCGCGCCACUAUUGAUGACCUGUUGAGCAAGGGCCACAGCCCCGAGUUGGUGCACGAAGCCGUGUACAGAUCACUCGGAAACCCUGGCAGUGCGCGGGAAUAUUGCACAGCACAUACAAACGGCCUUGCUGGUCCUCGCAACCCUAUCCCGUCAAAAGAUUCCGAUACCUCCGUUUUGCAAGAGACCCCUAAGGAGGCUUCGAGCACCGGUGAUGGGGAACCAUCAAGCGUGGCGGGCACGGCGGAGCCUGACCGUAUGUCCUUGGAUGAGCCCCCGGAGCUUGAGCCCCCAGAUCUCAGUGGUAGACCACUGGGAGACUCUCUUGGCGAAAUCAUCGAUCGGCCCCAAGCGACGGAGGAUGUACGUGAAGCUCCGACGGCAGCGGCCGAGACUCCCUUACAGCAAUCUGGAUCUCUAGCGACCGUUCCAGCAGCAGCGGCUGGAGACAAUGGGACUGAAAGUCACCCCGUGGCCACAAAGGAAGAUAUUGACAAGUGUCGCGCGAAGCUACGAGGAAGCAUGAUCGACAGGUGCCUGGACGUCAUCCGGGCACACCCCGAAACAGCCAUCGAGGUAUCAGACCUCAUCCGGACAAUGGCUUUGCGACAACAGCCCAACGAUACCCAAGAUGAUGUUGGCCCUACUCUGACAUCCGCGCUGUCUUCUCUCGCGCUAGAUGAGGAGGAAGAGAAGAAGCGCAAUGGGAAAUGUAUCGCUGCGUAUGCUCAUCUCCUUGCGCUCUUGCUCCAAGACGAGCGCUUCUUUGAGAGCAACAUUGAAAGCCUAAGAGAGGGGAUCGAUGAGUACGUCGGCUUCCUCAAAAUGCCCCCCUCUACAUCUGGUGAGGAGAUGCCACAGUGGAUCCCUUACAUUUUGUUGGUCAUUGAGAUCCUGCUUUGCCAUGAUGAACGUCCCGUGGCUGCUCAGUGGAAAGCACCCAAGUCUUUGGACGAGGCGGUAGCAGAGCCCAUCAUCCAGAUGCGAACACCUCUCAUUGAUGAUGAGCAGCGCGCUCAUAUACUGGAAUCCCUUCUCGAGAUGCUUCCUCGCGUAGGAAAAGAGGAGACGCUUGCUGUCGCUGCCCUCCGGGUCUUGGUCAUUCUGACACGGAAUCGACGUCUAGCCAAAUUGGUUGGGGACAAGAAGAACUUGCAACGGCUGUUUCUUAUGGCAAAACAGCUGUCGGGGUCUGGUUCUGAGCGAUUCAAGCAAACAAAGCUGACAGCCCACAUCAUGACUAUCCUCCGCCACAUUGUGGAGGAUGAGGAUACUAUCAAGCAAAUCAUGCGUGCUGAGAUCAAGGCCAGCUUCCCAACUCUGCAGCGAACCCAGCGUGGUCACUCCGACGUUUCUAACUAUCUUCGAGCGAUGGCACCGAUCGCUCUCCGAGCCCCAGAUCUGUUCGUUGAUGUUACGAACGAGAUGUUGAGGUUCACUCGGUGGGCAUCAUCUUCGGGCGAGAGCGCUCGAUCUCAGACUCUCGUCUUGAAGGAGAACAGCAGCGAGCAGAACACCGAUGCCGCUGAUGAACGAAGCCAACCCACCGAGGAUGCGACCACACAGGACAUCAAGCAAUCUACGGAGCCAAUGGAUAAGGAGAUGACAGAUGCACCUAAAGUUCACCACGAAAGCAAACGUCCUGUGGUUGAGAACCCUGAUGGUGUCAUCCAUUUCCUUCUCUGUGAGCUGCUCAAUUAUCGAGAAGUUGAUGACAAGGAAGUGCCCGUCGUGGACAAAGACCAGAAGUCUGAGGCUGCUUCAGGGUCAGGGUCCGAAGAAAAGGCUUCCUCUUCAAAGGAGACUCCUGCUCCCGACGGAAAGGACAAGAAGCCGCUAAAGCCCGUCUUCAAGGCUGAAGAGCAUCCUAUUUUCGUCUACCGAUGCUUCCUGCUGAACUGCUUGGCGGAAUUGCUCCAGAGUUACAACCGAACGAAGAUGGAAUUCAUCAACUUCAAGCGGAGCGCUCCGCUGACGACGAGCACGCCGAUUAAGCCCCGGUCAACUGUUCUCAACUACUUGAUCUAUGAUCUGCUUUGCCAAGGCAACCUGAGUGGAACAGUCGAUAGCAUCGCCUCCAAGAAGAAGGCCGCAACAAGCGCGCAGACGCAAAAGGUCCUGGUUGCUUUGGUGUCGAAGACCAGUGAGAAGGCCAUCGACCGUGGGAAGGACAAGUUUGCAUACGACGAUGAGCCGGACCUCUUGUUCGCACGCAAGUUCGUUCUCGACACGAUGCUGAAGGCUUAUGAACGGGCGCCACUUUCGGAUGAGCCUCUCGAGACCCGAUACUCUCGGAUGCAAUGUCUCGCCGAACUCAUGAACUAUAUGGUCGGCGAGAGGGACAAGGACCAGGGCUCUGGCGCACGGGGUUCUGAUAGCGCCCAGGCGCGAUCGCAUGCACAGUUGCGGAGACUGAUGUAUGAGAAGGGUUACCUUGACAAGUUGACUUCCUCCAUCGCCGAGAUCAACCUGAACUAUCCGGGAGUGAAACGUGCCAUCAAGUACAUUCUGCGUGUUCUCCGGGUCCUGACUGAGACCGCCAAAGAGCUGAGUCACUCGAACAUCCUGCCCUCUGACUCCCUUUCAGACAAUGGGGAUGAUGACAUUGCCUCCACCUCGUCUCUCUCGGAUAUGGAUGAUGACCGUGAGGAAACACCUGAUCUAUAUCGAAACUCAGCCCUCGGCAUGCUCGAGCCCCGAGGCGAGGACGACGAUUCAGAUGAGGAUGAAGAAGACGACGAUGAAGACAUGUACGGUGAUGAGUACGACGACGACGAGAUGGAUUAUGGAGAGGACGACAUUUCAGAUGAGGAGGACAACAUCAGCGAUGAAGAUGAAGAAUUGAGUGAAAUGGGACAGAUCGAAGGUCUCCACGGUGAACCUGGUGUCGUCGAGGUCAUCAUGGACGAAGAUGACGAUGACGAUGACAGCGAGGAAGACGAUGAAGAAGACGAUGUCGAGUCUGCCGACAUGGAAGACGUGGAGGACCACGUUGAGAUUGUUGAUGAAGAUGGCAAUCCAAUCGACGAUGAUGGUAACUCAGGAUGGGAGAGCGCGAGCCAUGACGAAGAUGACGAGGAUCACGAUGACGACGAUCUUGAAUAUGAUGCAGAUGUUCACGAGGAACACAUCCAGAUCGGGCCAGGACAGCUCCUGGAUGGCAUGGCACGAGCUAUUAUGGGAGACGAUGACGCUUACGGACCAGACCUUAUGGACAGCCUGGACGACCACUAUCUUGACGACGGCCAUGACGAGGAUGAAGAUGAAGACGAUGAGGAUGAAAUGGAGGAAGACGAGUACCUCUAUGACGACGAUUAUCCCCUAGAUGACCAAGCCCAACCACUUCCAGCGCUGGGUUGGGACGGUAUCUCCCCCGAGGAAGAAGAUCGUCACCGUCAUAUGUUCAUGAUGGACAACCAGAGCCGACGGCGCUUCCUUGCCCGAGUUGACAACCGAAGCCCCUUCCCCCCUGGAUUCAUGGUCGGGUCCAACCGGGAUGCCGUUGGUGAUUUCCGCAGCUACUUUUCUAGAACUCACCGGACUGGCGGAGGCCAGUCUAACUCCGAUGACGGCGCCAAUCCACUGCUCCGUCGCAGUGAUCAGGGCCGUGACGGACCCCAGCGUCCUACCAACCCCCACACCCUUGGACUGAGACUCCCCGAAGGUAUCUUUGGUCCAGGCGGACGACACGGCAUCGAUGGCCCCAUGGGUUUCCUCGGAGAGCUAAUGGAGUUCCUUCCAAUUAUGAACCGUAGUGGAUCGCACGCUUUCCACUUGCAGUUCAGUGGCCCUGGCAUCCCUCGGGAGGCCAGAGAGCUACAGGUCCGGGGAUCACGGAGCGAGCAGAGGCGCGAUGGUGUGGCUCAAGAACCCUCACAAGCGGUGUCAUUCAUCAUCGAAUCCACCAUGGACCGUUACCAGGAAGAAGCUAGGAUGAUCUUUGGGCUGAGUCAUGCGACGGAAUCCGCCAAACUCUACAACAUAAUCGCAGCCAAGCUUACACCGGCUGCCAUGGAGUUGGAACGGAAGCUCAAGGCCGAGGAAGCUGAAAACCAGAAACGUGAGGAGGAAGAACGAAAGAAGCGUGAAGAAGAGCAGCGCCUUGCUCGUGAGGCCAAGGAGGCGGAAGAAAAGGCCGAAAAGGAAAAGCGAGAGGCCGAAGCUCGCGAAGCCGCGGAGAGAGCUGCAGAGAGAGCCGCUUCAGAAGCCGCUGCCGCAAGCCAAGGUGCCUCUGUUGAGGGACAAGGUGAAAGCGGCGCGAUGGAGGGCGUUGAAUCAACCGAACAGACCCGCGCGGAGCGUUCGAAUGCCCCAGCCCAAAGCACUAGCAACGAGCCCCGCGUUGUGACAACAAUCAGGGGCGAAGAGUUUGAUGUCACUGAACUUGGCAUUGACCCUGAGUACCUUGCAGCUUUACCCGAAGAGUUCAGAGAGGAGGUCAUCGCUCAGACUCUCACCACGAGAAGAUCGCAAGCAAGAGAGGAGGCAACAACUGGCGAGUCGACAGAAGUCUUCCAAGAGUUUCUUGAUGCCCUUCCAGAUGAGCUGCGCCGGGAAAUCGCACACCAGGAGCUUCAGGAGCAGCGCCGCCGGGCUCGUGAAGACCAAAGCCGCCAAACUACCACGACUGGCGGGCAGACUGCUGUGCCAGAAAUGGACACGGCCAGCAUUCUCCUCACAUUCCCCCCUGAACUGCGAGAACAGGUCCUCAUCGACCAAGGCGAGGAGCUGAUGGCUCACCUCACCCCAGAGAUGGCAGCCCAGGCGCGAGCACUGAGCCAGCUCAACAAUUCCCACUCUGUCAUAACCGGACGGAGUCCCCCAGGCGUCAACACAGCUCGCCAACCUGGGCCACCAAGAUCCCAGACUGGAAACAAGGCUCAGCGCCGAACGGUUGUUCAGAUGCUUGACAAGGCGGGCGUCGCCACGUUGCUGCGCCUCAUGUUCAUUGCCCAGCAGGGAUCUAUUCGAAACUAUCUGUUCAGCGUCUUUGCUGAUGUUUGCGAGAACAAGCAGACCCGUCUGGAGGUGAUUAGUACGCUCCUCCAGAUUCUGCAAGACGGUAGCACAGAUAUGGGGGCUGUAGAGCGCAGCUUUGGUCAACUCUCGUUGAAGGCUCGACGACCAAAGGACAAAGAAUCAGAGCAGAGAACUCCCCAGACUCUCAAGAGGAGCCUGACCGGCCUGACUUCUUCGGCAACCACGCAGACAAACUCGGAAACCUCACCUCUCCUGAUUGUACAGCAGUGUCUUGAUCUUCUGGUGGAGUUGUCCACUAAGAACCCUCACAUCCCCUGGCUCUUCUUGACGGAGCAUGAGACUGUUGGCUCGACCCUUAAGCGUUCUCUUAGCCGCAAAGGAAAGGUCAAGGACACCAAGGCCCACAAGUACGCUAUCAACUCAUUGCUUUCUCUUCUCGACCGCGAUUUGGUCAUGGAAAGUUCGGUAGUUAUGACUCACCUGGCGGACUUGCUGAACCGGGUGACGAUGCCCCUUCAGAACCUCGAACGGCGUCGCAAGGAAGCUGAGGAUGAGCUGAAGGCGGCUUCAUCCAAGCUAACAGAAGAGUCUGCUACAGCCGAAACAACAGACCAGGGCUCAGGUGGCAACCAAGCACCAUCGGGCAAUGCCAAUGAGUCAGGCACUGCUCAGGUGGACACAGCGGAGACCAAUGCUGCCGAAGAAGCUGCUAAGAUGCAAGAAAGGAAGGAGGCUGCACAGAAGAAGCUUCGACAACUCCAGCCACCGGUCAUCCCAGCUCAGAAUUUGACCCUGGCCGUAAGGAUCUUUGUGGCUCGGGAAUGCAGUUCCAAGACAUUCCAGAACACAAUUUCGAGCAUCAAGAACCUGUCUGCUAUCCCUGGUGCCAAGGCGACAUUUGGUCAUGAGCUCGUCAACCAGGCCCGGCUUCUGAGUGAAAACAUUGUGGCGGAUCUGGAUGACCUUCUCCCCUACAUUGAAAAGGCGUCUUCAGGCACAGAGAUCCAAGGCGUUGCUCUUGCCAAGUUCUCACCAGGAGCAUCGGAACAGAACAAGCUUCUCCGAGUCCUGACGGCACUGGAUCAUCUGUUUGAUAGCAAGAAGAGGGGUGAUGAGACGGAAGCCGACAAGAGCCAAGACGAAAGGCACGGGCUGGUCACCUCCCUGUACCACAACUCAACCUUCUCGGCUAUGUGGGAGAAGCUGAGUGCUUGCUUGAGUGCCAUCCGCCAGCGAGAGAACAUGCUCAACGUUGCAACGAUCCUUUUGCCCUUGAUCGAGUCUCUGAUGGUUGUGUGCAAGAACACAACGACAAACGACGACCCCUCGCAGAACAAGGAGAUGGUCUUGUCCAGCCCACCCCCCGAAUCUCGGACGGCAAGCCUCUUCUUUAGCUUCACUGAAGAUCAUCGACGGAUCCUCAACGAGCUUGUUCGAAACAACCCCAAGCUGAUGUCAGGCACAUUCGCCCUCCUCGUCAAGAACCCCAAGGUGUUGGAAUUUGACAACAAGCGCAACUACUUCAACCGCAGCGUCCAUUCGCGAUCCGGUAACCAGAGCCGGCCAUCAUAUCCUCCUCUGCAGCUUUCCGUCCGCCGUGAGCAGGUCUUCCACGAUUCAUUCAAGUCUCUCUAUUUCAAGUCGGGCGACGAGAUGAAGUUUGGAAAGCUCAACAUCCGAUUCCACGGCGAGGAAGGUGUCGAUGCUGGCGGCGUGACUCGAGAGUGGUUCCAGGUCCUUUCUCGACAGAUGUUUGAUCCCAACUACGUCCUCUUCAUCCCCGUUUCCUCAGACCGUACUACUUUCCAUCCGAACAAGCUCAGCGGUAUCAACGAUGAGCAUCUGAUGUUCUUCAAGUUCAUCGGUCGCAUUAUUGGCAAGGCGCUGUACGAGGGUCGCGUGCUUGACUGCUACUUCAGCCGCGCCGUCUACAAGCGCAUCCUCGGCAAAUCGGUCUCGGUCAAGGACAUGGAGUCGUUUGAUCCAGACUACUACAAGUCCCUGUGCUGGAUGCUGGACAACGAUAUCACUGACAUCAUUACCGAGACUUUCUCUGUCGAGGACGACGAGUUUGGUGUCACCAACGUUGUGGACCUCAUCCCCAACGGCCGAGAAAUUGCUGUCACUGAGGAGAACAAGCAUGACUAUGUUCGUCUUGUGGUCGAGCACAAGCUGCUCUCUUCAGUCAAGGAGCAGAUGGCUCAUUUCCUCCAAGGAUUCCACGACAUCAUUCCCGCCGAGCUGAUCUCCAUCUUCAACGAGCAAGAGCUGGAGCUUCUGAUCUCUGGCCUGCCGGAUAUCGACAUCGAUGAUUGGAAGAGCAACACGGAGUACCACAACUACAACCCGUCAUCGCAACAGAUCCAGUGGUUCUGGAGAGCUCUUCGCUCCUUUGACAAGGAAGAGCGAGCCAAGCUGCUGCAGUUUGUCACUGGAACCAGCAAGGUCCCUCUCAACGGUUUCAAGGAGCUUGAGGGCAUGAAUGGUGUUAACCGAUUCAACAUCCACCGCGACUAUGGUAACAAGGACCGCCUACCUUCUUCGCACACCUGCUUCAACCAACUGGACCUUCCCGAGUAUGAGAGCUAUGAUCAGUUGCGCUCUCAGAUUAUCAAGGCCAUCACAGCAGGAAGCGAAUACUUUGGCUUCGCGUAA
Molecule: messenger RNA, 12066 nt
Organism: Fusarium falciforme
Lineage: Eukaryota; Fungi; Ascomycota; Sordariomycetes; Hypocreales; Nectriaceae
Product: HECT-type E3 ubiquitin transferase
Exons: 5
Coding region: 1-12066 (4021 amino acids)
Biological process (GO): protein polyubiquitination; positive regulation of protein catabolic process; proteasome-mediated ubiquitin-dependent protein catabolic process
Molecular function (GO): ubiquitin-protein transferase activity
Source: RefSeq, a predicted model, not a curated record